CUCCACAAGCACGCGGGAGGCCGUGCUUGCGACCAAGGAUGCGGAGAUGGGCGGCCCACCCUGGAUUGCCCUCGAGCUAGACUCUUUCGGGUCCCCUCUGCAUCACACGCCCGUGCACCAGGCGCACUCCAACCUCCAGCUCUCUCCGGGCCUCGCGAGCCACGGGCGAACCAACAAUAGCCUCACUGGGCUUACGACACCCCCCGCCCGCCGCUCGUCUCUGCUCACGUACACAUCUUGCCCGGGGUGGUCUCCUUGGCCACCGGGGAUACCAUCUUCCCCACGGAAAAUCCGCCUGCAUCUGCCAUUGGGGGGUUUCGCCCGGGCAGUCUCGCGGACCGCCUUGCGUCGCCAUCGAGCCCGCGGUCCCGAGACUAGACUGGUGUUUGCCAGCAGGUGCUACAAGCCGGCCAGCAUGCCAAGCCAACAAGGCGAGCAGAAUCUGCCUUAUCCAACAGUGUCCUCACAUCGGGCUUUCGGCGAAGCAGCAUGUCGUGGGCUUCUUGUGCACGAGUCUCUUGCAGCAUUAGAUUGGCUGACCGAGAGAAUAAUCACUGUAGUCCAGCGACUAAGGGCCCGGGUGUUCCAGCUAUUGACGACUAGCAUCAUCGGCUCGGCCGCACCCGUGCGGGGCUUGGCCCAGGCAUAUGUGCAAUGCUCACGAACAGUUCGGGCGUAUCGCGUGUCUGGACCAACCGUAUCUCGUAGCCUGUCCAGGGCAGGGGUCUCUCCUACUGUUGAGAUGCGAUAGCUUGUGGCCUUCUCCACGGCCCAAGCCCUCGACGAGGUUUUGUGUAACCGUCAGAGACCAGCAAGUCGCAGCCCUGUCUUGUUGGUGUUUCCGGCGAGGCUCAAGCUGAAGCUAUGCAAGAAACAUGACGAGCAAAGCACCAGCGAGGCGCACAUAGCCAUCACACACCCUGGUUGAAGGCUUCACCUGCGACAUUCAUGUCGGGUCG
Molecule: messenger RNA, 959 nt
Organism: Microdochium trichocladiopsis
Lineage: Eukaryota; Fungi; Ascomycota; Sordariomycetes; Xylariales; Microdochiaceae
Exons: 1
Coding region: 47-751 (234 amino acids)
Source: RefSeq, a predicted model, not a curated record